GAGGAGGAGGAGGAGGAGGAGGAGGAGGAGGAGGAGGAGGAGGAGGAGGAGGAGGAGGAAGAGAGGGGCGAACGGGCUCAGUCACUUCCGCACCAUGUGAGCAGCACCGGGACUGAGGAAUACUUUGUCCCGGAUGGACCCCGCAUCCUCCGGGAUUGAGGAGCGCUAACUCGGUGACCUCCAGCGGGGGACCGAGCGGCUGAGAACCCGCGCCCAGAGACCGGACCCAUGGCUGCCGACGUGGCCGUGUCUCUGUCGGUGCUGGCGGUGGUGGUGCUGCUGAGCGACGUGACCCGCAGGCUGCUGGUGCGGGGCCUGGCGAGCACCGGGCUCUCACCGUACGCGGUGGAGCUCGUGUCGACCUUCCAGCUCUGCUGCUGCACGCACGAGCUGAAGCUGCUCUCCGAGUCCGGCGGCAUCCCGCCUCAGCUCGCGCUCACCUUGACGUAUGUGACGUCAGUGGCUCACGGGCUCACCUUCCGGGGGGCCGUGGGUAACCCCUGCGGAGCGCUCGAGCACGCGUACCGCGCGAGGUUGUCGGGUGGGUGCGCAGUGCGGCGGAUCGCGUGCCAGUUUGUCGCGGCGGUGGCGGCGCGCGCGGCCGUGCCGGUGAUUUGGGGUUUGGGGAUGUCAGGGCUCCACAGCCGCCAAAAGCUGCUGGGGUUCCGGUGUGUCAGCGCGAUCCACGCAUCUCUCCCGCAGGCCGCUGCCGUGGAGCUGGUGUGCGCCUUCGCUGUUCAGACUGUCAUCACGCACACGCAAUCUGUGGAGGAGAAAUACCGCGUGCACGCGGUUGCUGCUGCCAUAACAACAGCGGUUUAUGCAGGCGGCGGUGUGACCGGAGCCGUGUUUAACCCGGCGCUGGCCUUUUCCACGCAGUUCCCCUGCAGUGGGAACUCAUUCCUGGAGUACUGCUUUGUGUACUGGUUGGGUCCACUUCUGGGUAUGAUGAGCUCUGUGCUUCUCUUUGAUAAACUCACAACUGCAUUUUCCCGAAAGUCGUCGCCUCUUCACCUCCCGCUGCGAACCAAGAAGCAGGCAUGAGCGAGCGGCAGGGCUGCAUGUUUACCCCACAGCACAUCAGGCGUAAAUAUCAACAGUUCACAAUAUCUAGGUUUCUGCUAAGCUUCUAAAUAUUUCAAUUUGAGAGACUUUUUAAUGUAAAUUAGACUAGAUAUGACAUUUAAAGCACAACUGAAAUACAAAAUUCUAGAAGUAAGUCUGUUUACUUUAGAAUUCAGUAAAAGUGUUUGAUUUUUGGCAAACUUAUCAACACUUUCAGAUUGAUAAACACAAUCUGAAAGUGUCGAUAAAGUUGGACCCUCUGCAACUCGUUAAACCACAUAAAUGUAGCCAAAAUGUUCAAAUCUAUUGCAACAAUUUCAUAUUUGCAUUUGGAUAAAAGAAUGUGUAGAUAGUAUAAUACAACAUAUUAAUUCUGUGUAAUAUUUUAAGCAAAUUGUUUUUAAGAGGAAAUGUAACCAGUGUUAUUCAUGUAUUAAUGUGAUAUUAAAGCUGUACUGUGACUGAAUGACCUUUUACUUUUUGCACAAAUGUAACUGGUGCCUUUGGAUUCCAGUAAAAAAAGAUAAUUUAAAUACAAGUGUUAAAAAAUUUUA
Messenger RNA from Poeciliopsis prolifica (blackstripe livebearer), 1619 nucleotides. It is a transcript of the gene aqp11, whose product is annotated as aquaporin 11. The record is from RefSeq and is a predicted model, not a curated record. NCBI's taxonomy places the organism in Eukaryota, Metazoa, Chordata, Actinopteri, Cyprinodontiformes, Poeciliidae. Gene Ontology annotation, biological process: transmembrane transport. The transcript has 3 exons. Gene Ontology annotation, molecular function: channel activity. Gene Ontology annotation, cellular component: membrane; cytoplasm. Bases 229 to 1044 code for a protein of 271 amino acids.